Messenger RNA from Ectocarpus sp. CCAP 1310/34, 1461 nucleotides. Lineage: Eukaryota; Phaeophyceae; Ectocarpales; Ectocarpaceae. The record is from the annotation of a GenBank genome assembly.
AUGGUGAUGGGAAUCUCGAAUCUUGCCGUUCCAAAGACACAAAAAGGGGACGAAUCGGGUGGCCCGGAUUCCGACACUCUUCUUUCGUCGUCGCUGCCAAGUGGGGCGUCGAGCACCGGCAAGAAAAAUCAACAGGAUGCAUCUGCCAACAGUCCUCGGAGGUCGCCGACGGGCGGAGGCAUUCGCGGUAAGGGGCAGCACCACCGGGGAGCGGGCGAGAGCGGGCAAGGAACAAGCCAGGGGACCGGAGACUCCGGGAGAAAGGCUGAUCGUCUGGCGGCCUCGAUCUCUCAAGCCCUCAAAGACGCCGGCCUCAACGACGGACGCACCGUGAAACCGUCGGACAUGUUGCGGUUCGGGAUGGGGCUCGGCAUCACCCUAGGCGCAAACGGCUUGCUUGGCGAGUUGGAUGGGAGUGGGAAAAGUGGAAUCACUGGGGCGAGCCCCGGCGGUGGCGGCGGCACUCGUAGUGGUCCAUGGAACGGGGAGGAAAUUGAAGGGACGGGGGGUGUGGAGGCUUGGCUGGCGCCUCCUGUUGUCAAGGUCGGUUUGCUGCACAAGGGGUUUGGCCACGGGCACACGGAACCGGUCGCCAAGAAGGAAGACAGCGCGGUUCUCGACCACAAGAGCGAAGCGGAGCACCUCGCGUCGAUUGUCCGGAACAGCGCAGACCUCAAGACAUCGGAGGAGUUUAAGGGGCUACUGGUGGGAAGAGACAGUCUACUGGUGUCCCUUUGUGAAAAGAUAUAUCUUGCGAAACAACCACCUCCUGCUGGGAGUCUUGAAAGUAACAUUGUUGGACGAUCUGCACCCCGAGAGAAACUGUUGGGGAAGGUGGUGGUUCCUCCUCCUGAACCCACACCUUGUCCCGAUGAGGACUACGGGAUGGUCAACCCAGAGGACAUGGAGGCCGACCCCCGUCGAAAGGCGGAGCUGAGCAUCCCCAUCAUCGCUUACCCGGAGACGCUCUGGAAGAAGCAGUACCGAGGGCACGGGGCAGCCGGAGAGGGCCAGUCCUGGCAGCCGGCGGGGGGCGACCGGGCGGCAAAUCAGCGUGCCAAGAGCUCUCUAGGCGUGCCGAUGAGGAGGACGAACGAGAAAUUACCGGAAGGCUUCCUCAACGCAAUAUCACACACGCACGUCGGAAAGCAGCACUGCGACUACCUACCGCAUGUGCCAAACAUGCCUCAGGCAAGAGCAGUCGGCCGCGUGAAGCCUAGGUCAGCGGCGGAAGAUUGGUUUGCGGUUGGAUUCGAUCCUUGGUCGGCCGGCCGAGAGCCGCUCAGCGCCGAGUUCAUCCCUUCCCUCAGCAUCAAGCAGGGAGACCUCGGUGGCGACGAAGACGGCGGCGGGGUUUCUACCGUACCACAGACCGGAUACCUCGAGCUUAAGGACUCCGCGGGGCACGCAGAGAUGGCAAUCGUCUCAGCAGAAGAGGUGGGGCUUGCUGCAGCGUACUAG